AUGGCGAGCCGACAGGAUGGUUCCUCCCUCGGCUCCCGGCGGUCGGGUGGACGGAAUGUAGGCCAGUUUGCCAUCGACAAGGAGAUUGGCAAAGGAAGCUUUGCGCAGGUCUAUAUGGGCUGGCAUAAGGAAACAAAGGCUGCAGUGGCCAUCAAAUCCGUCGAACUAGAUCGCCUGAACAAGAAACUGAAAGAAAACCUAUAUGGCGAAAUCCAAAUCCUCAAGACCCUACGGCAUCCGCACAUCGUUGCUCUCCAUGACUGUCUCGAAUCCGCUACACACAUUAACCUUGUCAUGGAAUACUGCGAGCUCGGUGACCUUUCCCUCUUCAUCAAGAAACGUGACAAGCUCAUUACCCAUCCUGCCACCCACGACAUGGCCCGCAAGUAUCCCAGCGCCCCUGACUCUGGCCUUCACGAGGUCGUCAUCCGCCAUUUCCUCAAGCAGUUGGCGAGUGCCCUGGAGUUCCUACGGAGCAAAAACUACGUCCAUCGAGAUGUCAAGCCGCAGAACCUCUUACUGCUGCCCUCACAAGCAUUUAGGGAAAAGCGAAACCUCCCCAUCAUGGAGCUCGCUGACUUCGGAUUCGCCCGUGUAUUGCCCUCAACGUCUCUCGCCGACACCCUUUGCGGCUCGCCCUUGUACAUGGCCCCUGAGAUCCUCCGUUAUGAGCGGUACGACGCCAAGGCUGACUUAUGGUCCGUCGGCACUGUCCUGUAUGAAAUGAUUUCGGGGAAGCCCCCUUUCCGCGCGAGAAACCACGUCGAACUGCUGAGGAAGAUAGAAGCUGCCGAAGACGUCAUCAAGUUCCCCAAAGAAGUGAUCAUUACAUCUGAAAUGAAAUCCCUAGUAAGAAGCCUGCUCAAGAGGAGCCCCGUGGAGAGGCUGAGCUUUGAAAACUUCUUUUCCCAUCCCAUCGUCGUUAAUGAAAUCCCCGGAUUGGUGGAGGAUGACCUUCCAAGGCCCGCCAGGCGUGAGCCCAAGUCAAUCCCCCAAGCAGAGCCUACGGCAACAUCACCGCGCGUUGGCUCCCUGCGAAACGGAGGCUUCGAACCCGCCCCUGCUCGAUCGUCUCGGGAGCAACUGCCUCGGUCAUCGCCGCUGAUGGAGAGUCCCAGCGAGGGCCGACAUCGGCCGCCUUCUGCAUCACUCCCGAAUCAUCCAAGGGUUUCUAGGCCAUCUUUGCACAAUACCUCGCCGCCUUCCUCCUUGAGCCAAGACAUCCGCAAGGCUCGGAUUCCAAGCGGCAAGGCUCUGACAGAGGAAGAGGAAAAGGCGGCUCAAGAUGUCAUGUUCGAAAGGGACUAUGUGGUUGUUGAGAGGAGGCACGUCGAAGUAAAUGCGCUUGCAGAUGAGUUGGCCGCAAACGAGAAGCUCGCUUCGCAGAGCCCGACUUCUCUGAAAUCGAAGCCACUGGUCAGGCAUUUCUCGCAGCAGGGGCCCCCAAAUUCUACCACUGGAGCCGUCGCAGCUCCCCCAUCGCGGACGCAGCUUAUCACGCAGGGCCGAGCCGGCCAGGACCGGCGCUCGUCGUACGAGAAGGCCUUGUCUGCAAGCCCCGGGUCGGCUUCGAGCGCCAUCACCAAGGCUAUCCAGGAUGCCAGCCUCCGUCUCUUUGGCGUCAGGAUGCCCAUUCGCCCCAAGGGUCAAUCUCCACCAAUGUACCAGCCGUUCCCGGCCUAUCCGACGCCGCCAACCUCGGCCGGACUCAUUGGAGAUGGGAAGAACAUUGCGUCAGAGGACGACGAUGUCCGCUCCGCGCAGGUCAUUGAAGACCUCGCCACCCGAAGUGACUGUGUCUAUGGAUUCGCCGAGGUCAAAUACAAGCAGCUUGUCCCCAUGGCACCAUCCACAAAUCAUGGAUUGGGAGGCAUUGCAGCCGACCAGUUAUCAGUGGACGACGAAGGUCUUACAGCCGAAGCCGUGGUGGCACUCUCUGAAGAGGCUUUGGUACUCUAUGUGAAGUCACUUUCUCUUUUGGCACGAGCCAUGGACAUUGCCAGCAUCUGGUGGUCCAAGAAGAGCAAGGGAGAUGUUACCACCGGCCUAUCGGCGGCAGUCUCUCAGUCUGUCGUCCAGCGCAUCAACGCCGUGGUCCAAUGGGUGCGACAGCGCUUCAAUGAGGUGCUGGAGAAGUCCGAGAUUGUUCGCUUGAAGCUCAUCGAAGCUCAGAAGCAGCUGCCAGAGGACCACCCAAGCCACCCGUCAAACCAAGGAGUGGACUCGAUCAUGUCCUCCGCAGGAUCUGGGAUGGACCAGGUAUACCUCACACCAGGCAUCACAGCUGAAAAGCUAAUGUAUGACCGAGCUCUCGAGAUGAGUCGAACUGCCGCCAUUGAUGAGGUCACAAAUGAGAACUUGCCUGGUUGUGAGAUUUCAUACAUCACGGCCAUACGCAUGCUCGAGGCUGUGUUGGACAGCGGUGAUGACGCAGGUCUUACACGAACCAAGGAGAGCUGCAGCGAUCUCGAGAGCGAUGAGGAGGCUCAUAUCCGAAAGAUGAUUACUAUGAUCUCAGGCCGGCUUUCCAUGGUUCGCAAGAAGCAGCGCAUGAUUGCCGAAGCCAACAGCAGAACACAACUAACCCGUCGACGAAGUGGCGAUGUUACGCCUCGCAGUCCCCUCUCACAAGCGUCGACUUAA
Trichoderma breve is the source of this 2643-nucleotide messenger RNA. Its product is annotated as protein kinase domain-containing protein. Gene Ontology annotation, biological process: protein autophosphorylation; autophagy; peptidyl-serine phosphorylation. The coding region runs from base 1 to 2643 and encodes 880 amino acids. The record is from RefSeq and is a predicted model, not a curated record. The transcript is spliced from 5 exons. NCBI's taxonomy places the organism in Eukaryota, Fungi, Ascomycota, Sordariomycetes, Hypocreales, Hypocreaceae. Gene Ontology annotation, cellular component: cytoplasm; autophagosome. Gene Ontology annotation, molecular function: ATP binding; protein serine/threonine kinase activity.